Molecule: messenger RNA, 984 nt
Organism: Panicum hallii
Lineage: Eukaryota; Viridiplantae; Streptophyta; Magnoliopsida; Poales; Poaceae
Exons: 2
Coding region: 463-984 (173 amino acids)
Molecular function (GO): DNA binding
Source: RefSeq, a predicted model, not a curated record
AUUUAGCUGUUUGGAAGCAGCACAGCUAGGAGAAUAGACUUUUAACGCUAAGAUUUGAAAUGCGCUAAUAGCUGAGCUUAGCUGGAGAUUUCCGCUAAAUGGGCCAUGAAAUAGCGGCCGCUAAAGAAGCCUGCGCACUGAAAAUCUGAAAUUUGGGUGCGGCCCAAAUUUUCCCCAGCCCAAAAGUAUUCGGUUAGCCUAACUGGCUAACCCUAGCGUGCUUUCCCCAUCUGUUACCUCUCUCCUGUCUCUCGUGCGUCUCAUGGCGGCGGCGGUGGAUCUGGUUCCCUGAACCAGCCAGCAGCGCCCACGCCGAGCUCGCCGGCGCCUGCGCGCAGCACGCACACCUCCUCAGCUCCUCGCCCUCCUCUGCAUCGAGGUCGCCACUGCGUUGGUGCCGGCCGCCUGCUACGUCGCCGUCAACGACUCCUCCUCGCAGCUCGCUGCUGCCGGCCGCCUGCUAUGCCGCCGCCUGCAACGAUGUCUCAGGCCGGCCAAGAGCAGGCAACACCAACAGGGAACCCAUCAAGUGCAGCCUCUGCCUCAGUGACAAAUUCAGCAAAAUCACAAGUUGUUAUUAACUCCGAUGACCCUGCAUGGGCACAUUGUUAUUGCCCAGAUGCAUCCAAGAAGCAUUGGUUGAAGUGCAUGUACUGUGAUAAGCUUUGCACUGCCGGGAUUACAAGAAUUAAGUAUCAUCUUGCUGGCAUUAAAGGAUUCAAUGUUAAAAAGUGUUUACAAGUUCCAACUUCAGUGAAGGAAGAGAUGUUUGGUUUGCUCACAAAGAAGGUAGAAGAAAAGGAUCAGAAAGCCAACGAAAAGCAAAGGGACAAAGAUGAAGUUGAUAUAGAUAUCUUGGAAGAUGAAAGCAAUGGUGAAGAAGAUUUUGAUCAGGGAAAUGAAGUUCUCGUACUGAAGCCAAAGCCAAGCAAAGCUGCUAGUAGCUCCAGAUCGGUGGCAGGUGGUGGCGCUAUUGAGAAGUAG